Molecule: messenger RNA, 686 nt
Organism: Cydia strobilella
Lineage: Eukaryota; Metazoa; Arthropoda; Insecta; Lepidoptera; Tortricidae
Product: protein FAM32A
Exons: 2
Coding region: 123-455 (110 amino acids)
Cellular component (GO): nucleolus
Source: RefSeq, a predicted model, not a curated record
AAAAUUUGUGAAUGUUGUAUUGUGAUUUGUAACGAAAUUUUUGCUGAUUAUUUAAACCAAUAUUUUCGGUACUUCUCAUAUUGUUAAAUAAGUAUUGAAAUCGUACCCUAUACAUAAUAACCAUGGGCGAAGAAGACGAGUAUGCCUGUGUCAACAAAUCUAAACUUAAAAUCAAGACUGACUCUGGAAUAAAAAAGAAAAAAAAGAAGAAGGCUAAAAAAGAUAAUGACAAAAUCAUCGAAGAAGAAGUAAAAGAACAGAUGAAGCAGCAGGCAAACACAGACAAACGGACUAAAGCCGAAAUCGCCUUCCAGAAGAUGCAGGACAAAAUGAAAAAGCAGAGAAUACUACAGAAGGCAGAGAUGACUCACAAGCAAAGAGUAGAAAAGUUCAAUCAACAUCUGGAUAGUCUUACAGAGCACUUUGAUAUACCUAAAGUAUCUUGGACAAAGUAAAAAUAUUAUGGAGAUUUUCAACAUGAUUGUGCCCAUUAUAUUCCAAAAUACAAAUCACACUGGAUUAUAAUGAAAACAACUGUACAUAUUUGUGGUUCAAUUUAUUUACCAAUUGCUGCUGAUAUCUUUAAGAUCUGUUUCUUGGUUAGGUUAAACAUAAGUUAUGCAGCCUGCUUGUUUCUCAUUAAUCAGAACCUGUGAGUUUGCCUACGGACAAAAUUACUGAAUUUU